Molecule: messenger RNA, 996 nt
Organism: Telopea speciosissima
Lineage: Eukaryota; Viridiplantae; Streptophyta; Magnoliopsida; Proteales; Proteaceae
Product: cell division topological specificity factor homolog, chloroplastic
Exons: 2
Coding region: 124-807 (227 amino acids)
Biological process (GO): cell division; chloroplast fission; regulation of division septum assembly
Source: RefSeq, a predicted model, not a curated record
CCAUUGUAAGUACUAAUGCGCUGAGAAGUGAGAAAAAAAUUCUGAUUUUGACCCAGGAACGCAACCCAUCGAUUAAAAUCAAGCGAGAGUGAGCGAAAUAGUAGCACUAGUAAAAGAAGAAGAAUGGCGAUUUCUGGAGAUUUAAGGUUCAACAUGACCUUAGCUUCUUACCCUGCUAACCCACUUCGACGUUCUGUUGCCCCUUCCAAGGUAAGUUUUAGUGGUUUCCUCACUGGAGGAUCUGGUAUUUCUGAAGUUACUCCUAAGUGGCCACACAUUGAACUUGAAGGACGUAAUAUCCGGUGCCACUAUAACCGGCCUUCUGGGAUUGGAGGAGAAACUAAGCUCCCAGCCAAAACCUUAAACCAAGAAGCUGAGGGCUUCCUUCUGAAUGCCAUUCACAUGAGCUUCUUUGAGCGUUUAAACUUGGCAUGGAAGAUAUUGUUUCCAUCACCAGUGUCGAAAAGGAACUCUAAUGCAAAUAUUGCCAAACAGCGGCUAAAGAUGAUCCUCUUCUCUGACAGAUGUGCAGUUAGCGAUGAAGCAAAGCACAAGAUUGUGAAGAACAUCGUGAGUGCCUUAUCUGAUUUUGUGGAGAUAGAUUCACAGGAUAAAGUCCAGCUUAGUGUCUCAACUGAUCCUGAUCUUGGGACUGUGUAUUCUGUCACGGUGCCUGUCCGCCGAGUGAAACCUGAAUAUCAAGAGGAGGAUGAAUAUGGGAAAAUAACAAAUAUUGAGUACAAAGAUACAGGGGAAAGUUCUGGCUCUGUUGAUGUUAGGUUUGAUUUUUUCCUUCCAAGUGAGUAAUUUCAGUAGAGUAAUGCACCAUUGAGGUGUGGGAGAUCAUAAUCUCAGCUAUGAUGUAAACAUGUUCUCUUUGUAGUAGAACUGUAGAAGUUCCCACUGCAGCUGUUUUGGUCCUUUGGAUUUUGAAACCUAUAUAAAACCCUUGAGGUCCUGUAUAUAUUCGAAGUUUGCUAAAAGGUUGGAGAUACU